UUUAGCCUCGAUAUUAAGUAAUUGACUUUUCAGCCUAAGGAAGUUUUCGAAAAAACCGGCCAGAAUCCUGCGAGGAGAGAGGGCGAAAACAUAGGGAAACGCGGCGCCACAAUUAUUAUGGACUGUUUUUCCGGCGCAAGGCUCGGGAAUCUAGUUUCAAAGGCAACCACCCCAUUUACUCAACCUCGUUCUGCCAUCCGGAAAGUGCAACAGGGAUUCCGAGAACUGAGCGUAAAAAGGUGGAAGACGAAAACAAGGGAAGCAGUUGAAGCGCGACGAUGGCCGGUGACGAGGUUCCGAAACAGAGGCGAGGACAGCAGACAGAGCGGGAGAAAGCAGAUCUGGUGAUACAGAGAAAAUUUGGAAAGAAACAACUGCAAAAUGUAGAAAGCAUGAGAAUUAAUUGCUAUUGCAGUUUGAGUGAGGUAGUGAAGAGGAUAAAACAACAACUAAAAGCUGAAGAAUUGGUUGAAUUCAGGAGAAGUGUAUUUGGUUGGGUAUUGGAUGUGGAAGAGAUGCGCACAAUUAGUGGGCAACUUCAACUUGGAUUUCUGUGCAACUACGUAAAAAAGGUGAAUGGGAGGAAAGAGCUAAAUGCCAUUCAUUUUCAUAUUGAAAACAGCCUAGUUACUUUAAGAAAAAAUGAUAUGUGCAUGGCUUUGGGUCUUAAAUUUGGAGGAGUUAAACCACAUGUAGAAGAGAAUUUUAGGGGGGCGUUGUGGAAAAAGUAUUUUGGAAACACAUCCGGGGUGAGAAGAAGUGAUUGUCAAAAUGCUUUAAUGAAUUACAAUAGUGGAGACCCUGACAAUGACCAAAACGAUGGUGUGAAGCUUGCAUUGCUCCAUGUGCUGUCACAUGGUUUGUUUGGGAACCACACAGCAAGAGAAUUACCAGCAAUGUAUGUGAAUUUGGUUGAAAACUUGGAUGAUUUCAAUGAAUAUCCAUGGGGGGAUGAUGUCUGGGCUGAGUUGGUGGAUAACAUGAGGACCAAUGCCAAGAGUUUAAAGAAAUGUAAAGGGACACGCGUCACACUGACAGGAUGUUUAAUUGCCAUACAAGUUUGGGCAUUUGAAACCUUCACAGGACUGGCCAAGGCAGAUAUAUGCAGUGUGAUUGAAGGGCGAGAGACUCGAAUACCAAGGGCUGUGAAGUGGGAAUUUGUAAAAAAGCCAUCACUGGAAGUUUUGAGCAAAAUCAUUUUCAAGAAUGAAAAGUUUGAGUGGAAAAGGAUGGAGCCUACAAAUGUGGAAGGUGAACAUUUUCCAAUUUUACUGUCCAAGCAAAUGAGAAGUUCUGUGAGGAGGAGUAAUCCUGGAAUUGUUGGGGGAUAUAGGGUUGAUGGGGUGAAGGUAUUUCAGAAAAUAGAGAAGAGGGUAAAGACCAAAAGUGCAGCCACGGUUUUGGAAAAGGCCAAAAACAAAAAGUUGGAAGAAAAAAUGGAAAUUGAGGAUGAAGGGGAGGAGGACGAAGAGGAGGAUGAUAGUGGUGGUAAGGUGGGUUUUGGAACUGCCAGAAAGACAGAUUUGACACUGAGAAAUGUUAGGAAACUUAGCAAGGAGAAUGCCAAGAUUAUGGCAGAAUUAAAAAAAGUUAGGAAAACCCAGAAGAGGCAGGAGUUGUUGCUCAAGCAGUUGUUGGAGGCCAUGAACAGGAAGGAUGAGGCGGAGAGUGAAGGGGUUAGCAAGGAAAGCAAAGAAAAAAACAACACAGAAGAAGGUGAUGAAGAAGCUCAAGGAGAUCAAGAUAAUGAAGGAGAGCAAAACGCAGGUGACGGAGAUGAUGGUGCAGUGAUCAGUAGCAUGCCAAAUUAUAACAUAUUUGGUCCACAAACACAAGAAAAAUUCCAGGAAGCAGAAGUAGAAGAUGGAAGUGAAGAAAAUGUGUUAGAGAGGACUAAAGAAGUAGAAAAGGGCAAAUGUGGGGAGAAGGAAAAAGCUGGGGGGAGCAACAAACAAAAUCAGGAAGAAGGCAUGAGGGGUGUGGAAGAAAGUGUUGGCAGAGGGGUGAACAAUGAGGAGGAAAAUUGGGAAGAUUUGAACACCCAAUUUGUGAAUGAGUUAAUCACAAGCGUGGAUGAAGUGGAGAAACUUGUAUUAGGCGAAAAAACUUCAGAGGAGCAUAGUCGAAAGGGAGAGAAAGUUGCAAGUGUGCGUGUCCAGGAGAUAGCGCAAGGAAGUGGAAGUACAAGUGUUCAUGCAGACGUGAACAUAGAAAAGAGUGUUGAGAUCACAUGUGGUGCCGAUACAAGACCUAAACGAAAUGCAAGAUCUCCAGACAGAUAUACACCAGCAGAGAAUGUGGUGGCUGCAAAGAGGAGACGGAAAGAAAGAGCGAGAAAAAGUGAGGAGGACCACUUUUUACCGGCUAGAAAGUAUGGACCAUUUGCAGAAAACCCAACUGAAUCUCCACCGGAAGAAGAAGUACGGAAGUUAGAAACUUAUCUUCAAGUUGGACUAUUGAAGAGGGCAACAAAGGAAGCAGGUGGCAGAAGAUACCGCAAAGAUGAGGACAACAUGAGAGGCGUACCAUUUAUUCUGGAUAUGGCAAAGAUAGAAUCAAAAACAUGGU
Molecule: messenger RNA, 2568 nt
Organism: Cuscuta europaea
Lineage: Eukaryota; Viridiplantae; Streptophyta; Magnoliopsida; Solanales; Convolvulaceae
Source: the annotation of a GenBank genome assembly